UCAGAUUACAUUUUGGCAGGAAAUAAGGAACUUGAACAUUGGAGUCCUGAAAUUAUAAAUGAUUUGGUAACAAACCGAGCUUGCAAUGCAGGCAAUUAAAACCGUGGAAAAAGAAGUAACUUUUAUAAAGGAAAUACUUUUCACAGAAUCUUUCCUAAAGAAGCAAGAGUGCAGCAGAAGCCCAGUGAGCCGGCAGCAGCUCUGUGAGGAGCAGCCAUUGGAAGGAGCUGUCUGCAGCUCUCAGUGCUGUACUGAGCAUGUCCCAGCGGAGCCCAGUGCAAGCAGCACAUUAUGCAAAAAGGCAGCUCUAGCAGAUGGGAGAGAGGCACAGCAAGCAUUUGCUUCACUUGCAUCACCACCGCUUGAAAACAAACCUGGAUCGCUAGAGGGGAUCUCGCCGGCAGGCCAAGGGCAAGAAAUCCAGGAGCAUGGCUUGAUUUCCGAAGGCUUUGCGCUGCGAAAAAUCAUGGGGAAUCAAGAUGGGAAGCUAAAGAAAAAUACAGGUGAUGUGCAUGAAGGAGGGGAGGAUGUCUCUGGGCCCAAGGAUACAGAUGGCACAAAGAAGGGAGUCGGAAGCAGAAGAGGACUGGGGAAGCAUGCAAAAGGAAGUGAAUCUGGUAAAAAGAAGGGUAAGUCGGACUCAAAGGCCUCAGUGUUUUCAAAUUUAAGGAUCAGAAAAAAUCUGUCCAAGGCUAAAGAUGGGAAUAGUAGUUCGAGGGAGGAUGUUUUGGAAAGCCAGGCCUUGCCGACAGGGGAGCUGGACAGUACUCAUUCAAUUGUUACCAAAACUCCAGAUAUAAGCAUCUCUGCGGAUGAAGGGGGUCUCUCAGACACAGAUGCUGAACACUUUGAAAUCAGAAAUGAAACUGUCCCGGUUGCUGCAGAGACACAGGAUGGACAAAGGACCAGCUCUGGCUCUGAUACAGAUAUAUACAGUUUCCAUUCAGCCACCGAACAAGAGGAUUUGCUUUCUGAUAUCCAGCAAGCUAUUAGACUGCAGCAGCAGCAGCAGGGGGCAAUUAACAUUGGAACUGAGGACCUUAUCACCAAAACAAUGGGCCGACACAUGGCUAAUUCUCAAGCAACCCCCUUAGAUUUUGAACGGUUUCUUUCAGUAGCUACCACUGACAAAGCGAGCAGCCCAGACGCUGAGGCUUUUCCAGCGAUAUCUGAAAUUGCGGAAAACAUUCCAGUCUCCUGUGCAAAUGAAAGUGAACUGAAAGAGGCGGUAAAUGGAACAGGCUCUCCUGGUAACGGCUCAUUUAAAACACAAGAACGUAAGCUAUUGAUCGAGGAGGAGGAAGAGCUCGCUGCCGGAGUGGAUGCUGUAGCUAGUGAACUAAAAGAUGAUUUGAAUAGAACUGCAGUAGAAAACGGGUCUCAGAUAGACAGCUCUGCACUACGUUUUCCAACCUCUGUAGCAGAUUCUGAGACUAAAAUUAAUGAUGUGCAGGCUGUUGAUUUCCCAGGUUCAGUAACAGAGGAUGGUAUUUCAGAUGCAGGCCACAAUCAUGGUGCUGAGACUCAGGAAGGUAAAUACGCUCUAUCAGCCAGUCAAGAGGACCUGCCUAACGGUUUAUCUACUGAAAUAAAAAAUGGCAUUUUGUCCUCUGAGGAGACAACAGGCAGUCCAGUGCUUGGUUCUCGAUGCUUUAAGCCCUACCUAAUUAAUCCUUGUUACAUCAAAACCACAACUAGGCAACUGAGUUCUCCCAACCAUUCACCUUCUCCCUCCCCAUCCCAGAGCCCGCUGUUUACAAGGAGGCAGGAGUCCUUCCACAAAAAAGAAAAAGCCUCAAUCAAGAAGCAGAGGUCUGCUAGUUUGGCUGGUUUAUUUAGUCGUUCAGCAGACUGGACGGAUGAGAUAUCUGAUCACAAAUGUGAGAUAACGCAGAAGGUGGGCUCUGCAGGCUACUUGGAGCACAAGGGAGUGCCUUUGACUCAUUCAAGAAAGUCCUCAGGGGUGCAGGCUUCUACAGAGACAUUUCCCAAUGUCUUUUCAGGGCGAACUCUGCUGGAAAAGCUGUUCAGCCAGCAGGAGAAUGCACCACAAGAAGAAGCAGAAAAACUGUGUUCUCGUAUUAUUGCAAUGGGUCUUUUGCUUCCCUUCACUGAUUGCUUCAGAGAACCAUGUAAUCAGAGUGCCCAACAAAGCACACCCACAUUUGAUCAAGACCAGCUUUAUACUUGGGCUGCAGUUAGCCAACCCACACAUUCAUCAGAUUACAUUGAAGGAAGCUUUCCAAGGAGAAUUCCAUCUGUGUGGCCCCCACCCAAACCUCCAGAUGAAGAACAAAGUUUCAAAAAUACGGAAGCAGUUCCUGGAGAGUUGAAAUCUACUAUUCUAGAAGCAGAGAAACAAUGCAUAGAUGAUGUCCAGCGGCUACAGAAAGAAGACUGUUCCACAGUACCUGGGUCCUGGGAUGAUUAUGAGGUGAAAUCUGAGGAGCGUGCCAGUGUCAUCCAACAGCUUGAGCAAACUAUUGAGGACCUGAGGACCAAAAUUGCAGAACUAGAGAAACAAUUCCCUGCUACAGAAGUACGGACUGCUGCAAAAGAGCAGGAAAAUGAGCACCGACACCCACUCUGCAGGGAACUCAGUAGUGUGACUCUUCAAACCAACGGAGAGGAGGUUGUACCCGGAACUGUGUCACAAGCAAGAUCUGUACAAACAUCACCAACAGAUGAUUAUUUAACACACACAAUGCCUUCAGCCAAUGCACUGCCACAGCCACCCUCACCACCAUUCUUGGAAGGAGGCAAAAGUGAAGGGCCAACUCAGCAAUUGCCAACUCUGGAACUACAGCCCACGUUUUGUUCUGAAAUCUCCUUAAUACUGUCACCGAAGCUGAUCUCAGUGCCGCUGGAUGCAAGCCAAUCAGUACAAAGUACACCACAGUCACCUCUUCCAGGACCCAAAGUUAAUUUGUCCCUUGCAUUUGAAGGAGAGACUGGAUUGCCAGCUCCCCAUCAGCCCCUAAGUACUGGAAAUGUGACCUGCAGUGAAUGUACCCUCACUGUGCCACCAGAGCCCUCUUGUAGCAUUCUCUCAUCACUGCCAGCCCCUACCCUGGCUUCUCCUGCACCCCUGUCAGGAGGACCACCCCUGCCCAGUUCAGGACUCCCUCUGCAUCCUGCUGGCCCAGCAAUGCCACACCUGGACCACUCUUUGCCAGGUGGUAUGAUGCCACCUCCUCCUCCUCCACUUUUGCCAGGUGGGGAGAUACCAGCGCUGCCUCCAGCCCCACCUCUUCCAGGUAUCCCACCACCACCUCCACCACCACCUCUGCCCAGUGGAGGUAUCCCACCUCCCCUGCCACCACCACCUUUACCUGGGGCCAGUGUCCCUUCCCCACCUCCUCCUUUACCUGGCUUGGGAGUUCCCCCACAACCCACACCACCACCUCUACCUGGAGCAGGAGUGCCACCACUUCCCCCACCUCUUCCCGGAGGGGGCAUUCCUCUGCCUCUUCCUCCCCCUCCUCUGCCGACACCUCUGCCUGGUGCGGGUUUCCCUCCCCCCCCUCCUCCUCCACCUCUGCCUGGUGCGGGUUUCCCUCCCCCCCCUCCUCCUCCUGUGCCUGGUGCGGGUUUCCCUCCCCCACCACCUCCUCCACCUCUGCCUGGGGCGGGUUUCCCUCCGCCGCCACCUCCUCCACCUCUGCCUGGUGCAGGCCUGCCGCCGCCACCUCCUCCACCUCUGCCUGGUGCAGGCAUGCCGCCGCCGCCGCCACCUCCUCCACCUCUGCCUGGUGCAGGCCUGCCGCCGCCGCCGCCACCUCCUCCACCUCUGCCUGGUGCAGGCCUGCUGCCGCCGCCACCACCUCUGCCAGACCUGGGAAUGCCAGUCCCACCAACUUUGCCAGGAGCUGUGCCACCCCCUCCACCACUAGCCCAGAGCAGCGCCUAUCCAGCAGUCCCACAAGUUUGUGGGUUUCUUCCUCCUCCAUUACCAUCUGGUUUAUUUGCAAUGGGGGUGAAUCAGGAGAAAGGGAGCAGGAAACAUGUGAUAGAGCCUUCUCGACCAAUGAAGCCUCUUUAUUGGACAAGAAUUCAGCUCCACAGUAAAAGAGAUUCUAGUGCUUCACUUGUGUGGGAAAAAAUUGAAGAGCCUUCCAUAGAUUAUCAUGAGUUUGAAGAACUGUUUUCUAAAACAGCAGUUAAAGAGAGGAAGAAACCCAUUUCGGACACCAUUACAAAAACAAAGACUAAACAAGUUGUCAAGUUGUUAAGUAACAAAAGAUCUCAAGCUGUUGGAAUAUUAAUGUCUAGCCUUCAUUUAGACAUGAGGGACAUUCAGCACGCUGUUGUGAACUUGGACAACUCUGUGGUUGACCUAGAGACCCUUCAGGCCCUCUAUGAGAAUAGAGCACAAUCAGAUGAAUUAGAAAAAAUAGAAAAGCAUAGCAGGGCAUCCAAGGAAAAAGAAAAUGCCAAGUCUUUGGAUAAGCCUGAACAGUUCCUCUAUGAACUCUCACUAAUUCCCAACUUUUCAGAACGAGUGUUCUGUAUUCUGUUCCAAUCCACGUUUUCAGAAAGCAUUUGUUCAAUUCGUCGCAAGCUUGAAUUGUUGCAGAAACUGUGUGAGACACUGAAAAAUGGGUCAGGUGUUAUGCAGGUCCUGGGUUUGGUUCUUGCCUUUGGAAAUUAUAUGAAUGGUGGAAACAGGACACGAGGACAGGCAGAUGGGUUUGGAUUAGAUAUCCUGCCAAAACUGAAAGAUGUCAAGAGCAGUGACAACAGCAGGAGUCUUCUAUCUUACAUUGUCUCAUACUAUUUGCGUAAUUUUGAUGAGGAUGCUGGAAAAGAGCAAUGCAUCUUUCCUCUUCCAGAGCCACAAGAUCUCUUCCAGGCUUCUCAACUGAAGUUUGAAGAUUUUCAAAAGGAUCUUCGCAAAAUGAAGAAAGAUUUGCGAGUAUGCGAGACAGAAGCAGCAAAAGUUUAUCAGCUAUCACUAGAAGAGCACCUCCAGCCUUUCAAAGACAGCAUGGAGCAAUUCAUUAGUCAAGCUAAAAUAGACCAAGAAAAUGAAGAGAAGUCACUGACAGAAGCACAUAAAAGCUUUUUGGAAACUGCAGCCUAUUUCUGGAUGAAACCAAAAAUGGGAGAGAAAGAGGUGUCCCCACAUUCUUUCUUCAGUAUUUGGCACGAAUUCAGUUCUGACUUCAAAGAGUUCUGGAAGAAGGAAAACAAACUUAUUCUGCAAGAAAGAGUUAAAGAAGCAGAGGAAGUCUGCAGGCAGAAAAAGGGGAAAUCACUUUACAAUAUAAGACCAAAACAUGACUCUGGAAUUAAAGCAAAAAUAAGUAUGAAAAUCUGAGAGAAGACAAGUGAAAGCCAUUGUUACCUGGUUACCAAAACUCAACAUUUCUGUGGGUGGGGGGUGAGAGGGAAGGAAACUACAUCAUCUUGAUCAUUUGCUACCUUUCUGGAUUUCCGUUUUGUUCUCUCGAGUUUUCCACCAAUUGAUGUGUUAUUGUACAUUCAUGAAUGAAUGUAAUCACUUUAAUGGAGUGCCCAGCAAUAGACUAGAUAUGGACUUGAAACACCUUCCCUGUACUCUGUAUCUCCUUUGCCAGUCAAAAAUAAUUUGUAAAGUUUAUCGUAUAUUACAAAUAGGCCAAAUCAGCAUGCAUAAAAAGCAGCAUCUGCAUCAGUUCUGAACAUGCUGAAAAUUGCAUUACGUUGAACUUCAUAAGAAUGCUGCUUAAUAAAGUAAAACAUUUCCAUUCCUACUGGCAACAUCUGUCUAACACAAAUACUUCAUGGCACUGCACUUAGAUUAGGGGAAGAAACGUUACUCCUAGUGAAUUGUUUGUAUCUGUUUCAUGUUGGCAUUUGUAGAUUGUAUUUUGAAUCGUUAAGUGCUGUUUAUACAGUAUAAUCAAUGCUUUCCCAACUUGUUUGGUUGCCCUCAAUGACUAAAUAUUUGUGGAACAAGAUGUUUACCGUAACUAUCUUUAAAAUCGAUAAGGCAGCAUACUUUUACUUCAUCUUUUGCCAGAUAGUGAAUGCCAGGUGGUAUGGGGGUCAGAAAUCCAACAUAAAAAAUUAGUAAGUGAAAAGCAGGAAAAUACAGAAAAGCACAGAAAUACUGUAGAGAGUAUGAGAGAGAUUUGGCUAUUAUAGUUUGUUAAUAUAUAAAGCAGCUAAUACUUUUACAUGAACUUUAGAAGGCAUAGUAUAGUUUUAACUCCUGAUCACUUAAGUCAGACAGGCUUGUGGCCACAUGUAUAUGUCUUCCCUUUUGGAACUAGCUUUACAGUUAAUUUAAAACUCCUUUAGAGAGCCUUUAAAAGAUGCACAUGGGAAUUGACAUUUCUGGAAAACAGUAGCCAAUUCUAGUGACAGAGCAUAGACUACCAACAAAUUCACAUCAAUUUCACAUUUAACAGAAUUGCAGAUUUUUCUUCCAGGCUUUCAGCGUUCCUGACUAGAAGGUUAAUGAUUGAAAUCUAUGACUGAGGGCUUCCGUUUUAGACCACAUGCUUAAUUCCUAUUUGCAAUCCAGAAUUUACUAUCUCAGUCUUGAUCUGCUCAACCAGUAGCACCACCUUCCUCCAGUCCUAAUUAAAAAGCCCAAAAACAAUCAGCCUGAUUGAUUGAUAACAUUUUGCUUUCAAAGCGCACUUUCCGUGAAAGCAGCCAGUGUGUGCAACUAAGUUGGAGGCACAGGCUCACAGCCUUGGAGCCUGGAAGACACUGGUGUGAAGCAGAUGAGAUCUAACCUGCUGGGGUAGAUUAUUCCCUUUCUAAUCUAGGACAUCCUAAAGCGUUCCUGGCUGUCCAGAGGCUAAUAUACUCUACAAGGUGUUAUAAGAGGAAGUGCAAAUUAUGACCUCAGGAAUCUGUUAUUCUUCACAUAUACCAAGCACUAGAAAAUAUGCUUUUUUUCACUAUGUGAAAAGCAAGUCUCCUGUUGCUUGACAGACCUUUGUGAAAUUCUGUACUCAUAAUUAUUUCUGGCAGGGAUAUAAAUUACCAAGAAUGGAAUUCUAAAAUUUUGUGUUGAUGGGAGUAACAUUACCAUUUCGGGAAGUGAAAAGAGGAGAUUAUUUGCUGUUAAAACUAACUUAUGGAAAAAAAAAAAACUUAAAAAAAAAAAUAAAGCUAUUUUAAUGGCACUGAUUCAAAUCCAUGUUUGUAUUUAUGUACAACAAUAGUCUUUUUGUUUUAACUUUGCUCUUAAGUGCAAAGAUACAGUAGCUUGUUUUAGUUUGUCGCCUUCCUGUUCCCUUCAGUACCUACAGUAUGUAUAUUACCAUACUAAAUGAAAUAAUAGGACAUUUAACAAAGAUCACUAUGUGCAAUAUUGUAUUUAGUGUUUCUAUUUCAAUUUUUUUAGAAUGUUAAUUUAUAUGAAAAUAAAAGGAAUAAUAACGAAA
Molecule: messenger RNA, 7385 nt
Organism: Struthio camelus australis
Lineage: Eukaryota; Metazoa; Chordata; Aves; Struthioniformes; Struthionidae
Source: RefSeq, a predicted model, not a curated record